This is a messenger RNA of Gasterosteus aculeatus aculeatus (three-spined stickleback), 2255 nucleotides long. RefSeq names its product putative protein MSS51 homolog, mitochondrial. NCBI's taxonomy places the organism in Eukaryota, Metazoa, Chordata, Actinopteri, Perciformes, Gasterosteidae. The record is from RefSeq and is a predicted model, not a curated record.
CACCAGGCCGCUCGGAUAACAAACCCACAGCAGAAGAAGAACACGGGGAGUGGAGGACCGAGAGGUGAGGCUUCAGACUGCUGAAUCCAUGUGAGCUCUGCUGCUCUGAAGCACGUGUCCCCUCUAAGAAUAGAAAGUGUGCAGCUCCCUCGGACUCGUGCAGUUCAUAACUGAGCUGGUGAGCUGGUCCCAAGAACAGCCUCAAAGCCAUGACCCUCCAGGCUCGAAAAGAGGUGUUUGAGAAGAUGGAGGAAUCUUUUAAAAUCUGCGCCCGCUGCGAGACUCGUCCGGGCGGCCUUUCAGAAGGCCGGAGCCUGAAGCGUUGCACCAGAUGUCUGGGUGUUUACUACUGCUGCAAGGCCUGUCAGAAGGAGGAUUGGCCCAAACACAAGAAGUUCUGCCCACAGCUGCGUCUGGCUGCCAUCGACAGAGUCGUGGGAUCUCUUCCACUCAGCGGAUCCCUUCCAUUCCCGACAGGGAAGUGGUCCAAGCCCCAGGCCGAGGUCAAGGGCUGGGACGACUGGCUCGCCAUGCAGGGGGACCUGACGUCUCGCCUGGACGCCCUCCUGGAAGGAGCAAACACGGAGGACCUGUGGGCCGGCAGGUCUCCGCCGGGCGGCGAGGACCUGAGGCAGUCGCUGUGGAGGGUUUGCAGCGAGCUCUUCUCCAGGCCGCUGACCGUCGCCUGGGCCAUGAGACUGUUCGGCCUGGACCCUCAUUCCAGACCCCUCACCGUGCACCUGGUGGGGGCCGGCCCCCGGGAGACCGCGGCCGCCAGGACGACGGACUACGACGAGCUGAACAACAUGUUCCCCGGACACCAGGGGAUCACGAUAGUCCUGGUGGGGCCGGAGGUGGCGGACGGCCCCGUCCUGAGGCCUCCCCUCAGCGGGGCCGGCCCCAGGCAGAGGGUCUACGUCAGCGCCCACAAGGGCCUCUACCACCACUUCUGGGAAGACGUGGUGGAGAAGGAGGAAGCGGCCAAGCCGGACCUGGUGGUCGGAUUUCAUCCCGGGUUUGAUGCGAGUCAGGGUCUGGACCAGGGGUGGCUGCCAACGCUUCUGCUCCUCAGGGACUACGAGAUUCCUUCUCUCUUCACUGCUCUCAAUGAGACGGAGAUGACCUACUCCCUGCAGAUCCUGUUGGAGCUGGAGAUGGACCUGAAGGGGAGCGGCGCCGGACCCUUCCCCUCGCUGAGACCAGAGGCGGUGGGCUCGAGUCCCAACAGGCCUCCGGACCACCACAACUCCCACUACUUCUGUUUCCAGGGCCUCCUGGAGACGGCGGAGGUGGAGGAAGCGGAGGAGGCCUGAGGGGGCACAGUCGGACUCUUGGUGAAUGAACCAUUGUCUGUAUAUGCCUCGUUUUUUACUGAUAAGAAAUUCAUAAAAUGUGUCUAAAUACACGUUAUUGUUAAAUGUUUUACUGCGGGAACCGUUUGCUUCUACUACUGUCUCGGUUUGGUGACGUGUAAAUGAGGUGUGAGAUUUGAAUAAACUGUCUAUUGAGGUGGAAGCUGAGAGGCAUAAAACAGUCAAAUGUCCACUGAAGUUAAAUCUGAAUACAAAGAACUUCAAACGAUGAAUACAGGUGUGGCGACAUUGUCCACUGCGGUAAGACACAACGCGGACAUCGUUUCAAAAUAAUUUUAAUAAAUUCACAAUAAUCUGUUCACAGCUUUUGAGAAUGAAGUAUUCUACACUAUUUGAUAAAGCCCCCCCCAAAAAAUGCCCCUGCCAGCAGACCCUGCAGCAGCUUGAGCAGGUCCGCCCAGUUGGGGGAGGGGGAGGAAGAGGGCCAGGGGCGAGUGCCAUGACUUGGCCUCGAACCACGGGCAGGACCACGGGCACCGCGGUGCAGAAGAACCAGACGAACUCGCACCAGACGCCCCACGGACUCACCAUCCGGCCUCUGCAGAGGACGAUGAGGAGAUUAUCUCCAGGAGGCGCAAAAGGCCCUUGGAGCCCUUGAACGGGCCGCACGUGGCGCUCAAAGUCGGGAGCACGAGGUCCGGAGGUCCAAGGAGAACGAGGUCGAGCCACGUCUUACGUGACAGGCGGGCGUCCUUUGCAUAGUUACUUUUAAUCAAAUUUCCAGGUUGAUAAAGAUUGAUGGUCGUAGGUGGAGGAGACUGUGUUUGGCUCCAGUUCACGUCAGUUGCGUUUAAUUGAACCCUGCAUAGAUGCUGCAUCCACAGUUUUUCCUCUAAUUCUGUAAUUUAUCCAGCAGGCAAAAGGUAAAUAUGUUGAAAUGAA